AUGAGAGUUCUCUCGGCAAACUUGUUUGCCGUGCUCAUAAUGUGCGCCCUCGCAAGUGUUUUCUACGUCUGGAGCGCACUGGAGGACCGUUUGGAGAGACACAAACGGGGCUUUUCAACACCGGGCGAAGGGUCUUUUCACCAAGGUCUCCCAGAGGACCUCUCAGCCAAAACUUUCCGAUCACUGCUUGCGGUUCCGGCUCAACACAGAAAGAACUCGGGUGGUGGAUUUGUGGCUCGCAACGUCACCAAUCAACCUGUCUCUGUGGGAAGUCGAGAUUACCUUGUGAAUGGGGAUAACAGGUCCGCGCAGCGUGAGAGUCCGGUCAAGACGGGCUCCCCAGUGGACGAUGGGAUAUUCUGGAGUAAAUGGCUCGAGGAUCUGCUCCCUGCAGGAUUCACGGAGGAAUACGCUGAGGACUGGAGGCAAAAAGCGAGGACAUCCCGAGUGGUGAAACUGGAGCCUGGAUGCGGCAGGAUAUCCAAUCAGCUCGCCACCUUUGCGGAUGGAACUAAAGCCUGCGUGCGUUACGGAAUAAACGCGGACCAAGUGCAGGGAGAAACUUUGACGUAUUACCUAGCCAGGCUGCUCGGCAUCAGAAACCUGCCUCCCCUGGUACUGUCGCAGCUCGACGGCGAGAGCGAGCAAUGGGCGGAUGUGAGGUCGCGGAUAGAGAGUUUGCAGUGGAGCGGUCGAGCGGUGGUUUCCCUCACAGAGUGGAUCUCCAACCUGACCGGAGUUGUCACACCUGCGCCGCUCAGGCAGGAGAGCAGCGGGCUGCACGCCACCCUGGAAGGACUCCACAACAAGACGGUGGGAGAGCUGCUGGAGCUGAUGCAGUGGACCGACCUGAUCAUAUUCGACUACCUGACGGCAAACUUCGACCGACUCGUGAGCAAUCUGUUCAGCCUGCAGUGGGACUCGCGCGUCAUGGAGAGGGAGACCAACAACCUCCUCAAAACGUCCAAGGGCGACCUCGUGUUCAUAGACAACGAGGCCGGGCUGGUGCACGGCUUUCGGGUGUUGGACAUGUGGGAGAAAUACCACGCGUCGGUCCUGAACUCUUUGUGCGUGUUCAGGAAAAGGAGCACGCAGCGCGUGGCCGAGCUGCACAGGCGCGGGGACUCCAGGCAAAGGCUGCUGGAGCUCUACCGACACAGCGAGCCUUUGUCUCAGGAACUGGGAUUUCUCUCGGAUGAACACGCGGGUGUUCUCCAGGACAGGAUAGACAGAUUACACGAACACAUUUCGCAUUGCAAAGAAAAGUACAGCCGGCUAUGA
Menidia menidia (Atlantic silverside) is the source of this 1281-nucleotide messenger RNA. Lineage: Eukaryota; Metazoa; Chordata; Actinopteri; Atheriniformes; Atherinopsidae. The record is from the annotation of a GenBank genome assembly.